UGCGGUCAUGCACAAUUCUGCUGAAUCAUUUCGAGAUUCUGAGAAUAAUAGUAUAUGUUUUGAACCAAACAAAUUAACGGUUGGUAGAUUGGUAGGUAAUUCCAAAGUCUGAAUUAUCUCGUGAGGAGUCGUCUCUAACUCGUUUUCUUUUGAUUCUUAGAAGUUAUACUAGUAAAUUGCUUACCGACCAAGUCUUUUUUGCUUUGAAUGGGAACAAAAGACAGCCAGGUGUAUUCACACUUUUACGCCUAUUGGAAACUUCUCGAAUCCCUCAAGAGCCUGCCAACCGGCUACCAUCUGUCUUUUUAUAGUAUAAACAAUUCAAUAAAGUUAACUCUUUAUGGGCAAUUCGUUAAAGUAGUUUAAAAGGCUGUCAUCAGGCUAAUGUUUAUUUUAGUGUACAUAAAAGAAUAUAAUAAUGACAUCUUUUUAUUAUUUACUAGUUAUUGUUUACCACAUACUCCACAGAAUCCACCAGAUUAUAACCUAUGUUUACUAGAAUGGAGAAAAUUCCACAAAAUCCACCAGAUUAUCAAAACAAAAUAAUGAAAGUAGUUUUUUCUUGUUCAAGGUGCUGCUUAACAAUACGUAUCGAGGAUACGUGUUACAUUACAUCCCUUCAACUAAUUUUCUCAUUUAUUCAAAGUUGAAAAUCUAUUAUACAUAAAUAGCAUUAAAUGUUGUAUUUAAUUUGGUCAAAAAUGGUAUUUAGAAUUAUUCAUUAUUCUCCAACUCAUUUCAAAUUAAUCAGUGAUUAUCAUUUUGAUUUUCACGAAUCCAAAAGGAAAUAGAAAGUAAAAUAUACACAUCAGUGAUAACUUCCAAGUCUUGGAAACCAACAUUUGUUUGUUUACCAAACAAAAAGUUUACCAAACAAAAAACCGAGAAAACAAUGACGCGAAUUACGUUAAGAAUAAUGAAAAUGAAUUUUUUACCUAUUAAGACAUUUUUCCACAUUCAAAUUACACUAUAAGACACUUAUCACUUGAGAUACACUUUUUUUUGUCAAAAAGACUCUUAUGACCCUAAACUAAAGAUAAACUCUCUCAUCUUCUUAUUUCAUUUUAUUAUUUUUCUUAUUCUACGUUAUGUAUUUAUUUACUUUUAUCUCAAGUUCUAAAAUAUAUUAAACAAAAAUAAUUAUCAUAAUGAACUAUAUAUAAAAUUCUCUAUCUUUUAAGAUCCAUGUUCAUAUAUAUAUAUUAUAUAUAUUAAUGUGUAAACAAAAUGUGGACGUGGACAUCAAAGCGUGGAUAACAGAAUUAUAAAUUAGUUGUGGACAUGAACAUCUUAACAGAAUUAUAAACUAAUUGUGGAUAUGGACAAUAUUCAUUCGAUUACAUUCAUCAUCUCGGGAUCUAAAUUCAACUCUAAUCAAAAUUACAUUCAUCCACAUCAUGACAAAGCGCAAAUUCCUUAGAUCAGAAAUCUCUGACAUGCAAAAUCUAUUACUCUCCGACAAAAGGUAAACGUUUCUUCGAUUUUUCUCUCCUCUCAUACUCACAAUAUCAUCUCUUUCUCAUCUUGAUUGAAGUUUAACUGUAGAUAAUUUAUCAAUUGAGCUGAAGAAGCCAAGCGUUUGUAUUGGAGAUAAUAGAGUCUGUGUCCACGUUUUAUGGUAUAAUUUUAAUAACAUGAGUCCAUGUCCACGUAUUGUUGUAUAGUUUUAUGGAAUCAAAACAGAGAGUUUGUCCACGUUAUCUACUAUAAACACAUUAACAUCACAUAUCCACACAUUACUCAUCACUGAUCCACACAUCACCCGUCCACAAAUCACCUAACCACGCAUCACUCGUCCACAAAUCACUCAUCCACAAGUGUCAUUUCCAUUAAGGGCAAAAUUGUCCACAAUCUGUUGCUGGCCCACAACAAAGUGUGUCACAUGUAAGAAGUGUCUAUAAGUGUAAUAGAAAGUCAAAAAGUGUUUCUUAGUGUAAUCAAUUCAAUGAAAAUAGUAAUUAAAAUAAGUAUUUCUACACAAGUACACAUGUCUACGUAUUUUAAAAGCUCAUAAGAGCAUUAGACCACCCGCAACGCGGGCUGUUAAGUGAAUCCUUAACAUAAAUCCUUAAGCUAAAGGGAUUAUAAUAAUAUUAAAAAAAAUCGGCAAGUUAAGAAUGAGUCCUUAAUUAAGGGAACUAAGGACCAAAUCCUUGAUGUGCUGGCACUACAGGAUUGGCUCGGGAAAACGGUUGUGUUUCGUAAGAGUGAGAAAAAUCAUUCACUUUCGCGAGCAACUGAAAAAAAAACACGAGACGCAAUAAGAAAGGGGAUACAAGAGGCGAUAAGAGAGCGUCUUUGUUGAAGGUUGUGAAAUGGAGGAAGAACUGCGAGAUAUGAAGGCACGCAAAGCACACUACGACAUGCUCCAUUUCGUUGCAGAUGCGCAACAAGGGAUUCCCAAAUUGUGCCCCUGUGGAUCAAUCACGAAGGAAUCCGUAGAUGAAGAGGAUACAUAUGACUACCUCCCAGGGAAACGAUACUUCAUCUGCAAAGACUUCGAGAAUGACAGGAUGCAUUUUAGGCAGCCAUGGGUUAUGGGUGUGCAACAAGAGGUGGAGAGGCUCAAAAUAAGGGUUCACGAGCAUGAGAAGCUUCUCAGAGAAUGCGACGAACUAAAGGUGAGUUUCUAUGUUAACAGAAUCAAAACUUGAUAGUUGUUUGUAUGUCAUUCUAACCUAUUGUUUUGUUUCUCUGAUGUCUGUUCAGGCCCAGGUGAGGAUGUUGCUUAGGCGUGUGUCUGACCUUGAGAGAGUCCUCUGAGGUUAGUGUUUAAAGUUACAUGUCUUCUUUAACUCUCUAGUUUAAAAUUAGCAGUUAGAAUUGAAACGAAUAGGACUAUCGGUAACUUUGUAGUUUGAAAACGGAUUUGAUUCCUAUGCUUUGAAAACAUUUACUUUGCAGUUUGUACUUUCCAACUUGGUAGUUAUAAAUGCACACUAAACCACUAUUAAAUUUACCGUAACUACAUCUUGCAAAGUAAAAUUGCAUUUAAUUGUCUCUAGCUGUUCUGAUUUGACAUUUUUCUACUAGGAUUCAAUGUUGAAUCCCUUAUUUAAUCCUCUCUGAUUCUAGUAGAGAAUCACUGAGAGUUCCUCCUAAAUGGCAAGGUCCCCUUGUUUUGUUAACCUCUUAGCGAGUCAAGGAUCAGUCGACCUUGACUCAUUAGAAACUCCUUUCUUUAGUAGCCAAUGUCCUGAAGAGUCUAGAGUUAAAGAGAGGAGAAAGUGGUCUGUGAAGGAGGAUAUAAUCCUCAUAGGUGCUUGGCUCAACACCAGCAAAGAUUCAAUAGUGAGUAAUGAACAAAAAGCUGGUGCCUUCUGGAAGAGGAUUGUCGAGUACUACAACUCCAGUCCUCUCCUGGUUGGGACAGUGCGAGGAGAACUAGGUCAAUGCAAGCAAAGAUGGGCUAGGAUCAAUGAUUUGGUCUGUAAGUUUGCUGGAUGCUACGACAUGGCACUGAGGGAGCAGAGAAGCGGGCAAAAUGAGGACGAUCUGAUGAAGCAAGCGUUGGAUAUCUUCUACAGUGACCAGAACAUGAAGUUCAACUUGGAACAUGCCUGGCGAGAGCUUAGGCACGAUGUUAAAUGGUGCUCAACGUAUCUGGAGAAGGACAAGGACAAGCGGAAACCAGUGGAUUCUCCAGUUCCAGAGCCAGAAGAGAGACCAAUAGGGGUUAAAGCUGCUAAGGCUGCGGGAAGAGGCAUAAAACGGGAAAAGAAGAAGAAUUGGCGAAGCUACAAGGACUGUUGGAGAUGAAAAAAUAAAUCUCCAAGCAAAGUUUGCUUGAAAGUUUACUUGCAAAGCCCGAGCCUCUCUCUGAGAUGGAAUUAGCUCUCAAAAUGAAACUUUUGUCUGAAAUGUUGUCAUGAUUGAUGGUUUGUUAGCUUUAGUGAUGUUUGCAUUAGAAGUUUCGAACUAGUGUUUACUUUACUAACUCAUCUCCUAUUCUCUGUUUCAGGUAAAGCUGAAGACCAUGUACCAGAUGAAGACAAAGGAUGGUGUCUCUUCCUUGUUCAUUCACGAGUUCUUAGUUUAUGUGUUGCUUUGUAUCUGAACCAAGUCACGGGUUAUUUGUUUCUGUCUUGCUUUCCUAUUUUCAUGUGCACCAAGUCACGGGUGUCUGUUUCGUUGUUUCUUUGUAUUUCCAAGUUGCCUUUAUAAGUCAGUUUGUAGUGUCUCUUCUUGUACUCACGCUUUUUCUAAAUCUUGUUAAGAAAACCAGUUCUUCUGCUUGUUCUCUUCUUGUUCUCAGAACAGUUUGAUCAUUAUCUUAUUUUCCUUAAUCCAAGACUCUCUGUAACUCAUUAUUCUGUCAACAAAUAUCCUCUUUCUAUAAUUGGUUCAGGUUAGAAAUUAUAAUCCUCCUUCUUUUAUCUGUUUGUAAUGAUAAGAAAUAGAAUCACCAUCUUCACUUCGA
Brassica napus (rape) is the source of this 4420-nucleotide messenger RNA. Its product is annotated as glutathione S-transferase T3-like. Lineage: Eukaryota; Viridiplantae; Streptophyta; Magnoliopsida; Brassicales; Brassicaceae. The coding region runs from base 3103 to 3759 and encodes 218 amino acids. The transcript has 3 exons. The record is from RefSeq and is a predicted model, not a curated record.